AUGUCACUUAGCAAUUUACACUUGUUUAUGUUGUUGGUGCGGAUGCUGCUUGAGAGUCAAGCAUUGCGAAACUGCGAAGCUUUUGAUUGGUUAGGAGACAUUCUUGUCAGGAGUAGGAAAUAUUUGCAAAUGGUUAUGAAAAACACAGAUGAAUCUUUGUUAGUUAUCUCCGAGGGCAAGGAUUUAUCGAACAACAAGAAAGAACUUCAUAAAACGAAGAAGACAAAGAAAACAUUCUCUCUGGUCACUUUUAAAAAGAAGAAAACGUCACCGGCACCUAACGAAGACGAAAACACUGAGAAAAAUGGCGCGAAAGAUGCGGAGGCAUCAACAAAGAAAAUAUUAGAUAAAAAGCCACCUGUUCAAAUUAAAGAUAAGCCGACCACGGAUAACAAAAAACAAUGGAAUAUACUAACCAAGAAACCGAUCGCUGGAAAAAAAACAAAAUCUUCUUCAAAGUCCCACCCGGUGAAAGCGCAAACAAAACAGAAGAAAAUUAAAAGAACUGGUAAAACAAAAACUAGUGAAAACAUAGAGUGUGAUAAAAAAAAUGAAACAUCUCCGAAAGAACUGCAAAGAAAGGAUUCAAUUGCCAAAAUGGCAUCUCUUCUUGACGAAUCAGAGAUUUUACCUGUUGAAAAACAAUCCGGGUUAUUUGAGGAGAUAAAAGAUUCACCAGAUGCUCAUAAAAUUAUCGGCGGUCGAUCUGUCUUUAAACACCGCGAUAGUUUAAAUCUUUAUAAAGAUGGAUAUGAGCCCGGUCAUAGUGGUUUGUUAGAGGGAAAUGCAACUAAGAAAAAAUCUCGGAAUACCGGAUUUCAUUUGUCAUUAAACGAAAGCACUGUAAGUUUCCUCGGAACAAGUCCCGGAUUCUUAGAAAUGAGUUCCGGACUGGUCGUUAAUAAGAAGAAGCCGGAUCAUGGUUUUCACAUUUCAUUGGACGAUAUAUCAGAUAUAAGCCAAUCCGGUGUCUUUAUUAAGAACAAGAUUUUUGAUAAAAACAACCAAUGGGAUAUAGCAGAAACAACACCGGGUAGAAAAGAAAACACUACUACCGAAAACCGUGAUAUUUUAAAUAAUCAAACUUGUAGCACUUUACCAUUACCUCAAACUGAAGAAGACUUUUACGAAGGCUCUCCCCUUACUUCUUCAAGAAGAAAUUCAACUCGCUUAUCGUUUUUAUACAACGCACAUACAGGCUUUAUAUGCAAACACUGCUUUACUUCAGAUUGUCACCACGUAGAGAAAUCUGAUAACAAACAACCGGUACACGAAAAUUCAAAACAAAAUGAUUUGAUAGGAAAUGAUAUAUCUGUAGAAACUUGUAAAGACAAACAAAACGCUAUGGAUGAAGUAGAUGAGGGAACGCUAGAUGAUACAGAAGUAGAAAUUUUGUUGGAAAAUUUAAGACAAAAGCUAGAUAAAAAUUUGAGUAACGCUAUUGAAAUAAAAGACCUGGUCAAACUAAUAAAACUGCGACAAGUGUAUCAUGCUGACGACGACGGUCGGAUGGUUCCUUAUAACGAAUUGAUAAUAGACGUUGAUAAUACUGUUUUGCAAAAUGACACCAAUGGUGGAGACUCUGUGCUCGAACAUACGGAAGACGAACUACUAACAUUACGAAAUCAAGAGGAGAAAAAUAACGUGGUUACAACUAACGACAGCGCUGAAAAGGGACUGGACUUGAGUGAAAGCGCACUUCGCAUGACCCCUGUAGUGCCACAGGAAAAAGUACCGAUUUCAACACACCAGCCAUACAAACAGAUAUCUCAUGAUUCAUCAAAAGAAACAUUUUACUACGACAGUGACUAUGAUGAUGCAAGUUAUUUGAACGCAUGCGCAUUAUCGAAAACAAAUGGAUCAUUUGAGAAGUUGGAAGUUGCAAGCGAUAUUCUUUAUUCCAACACUGAACAUGAUUCAGAUGUCCCCAUGACUCCACCUUUAAAUGCAUCAUCUCCUACACACCCUCCAUUGGAGAGCUCAGGGUUAAAGCUAUCCAAAAGAAGAACGUCUCUCCGUCCUUUAUCAGAAUUAGAACCAGUCCCUGAAACGGAGGAAGUGCAGCAGUUUACUUCCAGGUCAGCUAACUCAGCUCACUCGAAUGCUUUAACACAUGUGACAACAGAUAUAAACGUAUUGGAUGAACUUAUCGACUUUGCUAACGACAAACUCGAAACGAAUAAAAUCAAAAGUGACGAAGAGCCUGACUAUAAAAAUGGUGAUGGAGAUCAAUACGAAGAUUCGUUGAACAGUUUUGCAUUGCCAGUGAACAUUGAUGGUAACACCAACCAAGGAGAAGAAAACCAAAAAAAAUUAUCAUACAGUGAUCUGACUUUAUCUGAAUUAAAAGCGCUGACGCAUAAGCACAAGACAUUAAACAGCUUAACAAAAGAGGAAAAUCAUAGCUCAAAGAAAGAAUUAAGCGAGGACAUUGUUGAUUCUCAUGACACUUUUGAGAAGUUGGAAAAUCAACAUGGUUUUUACGGGGAUAAUCAACUGGAAGUUUGGCUACAAGACGUUCGAAAGCAAUGUUUAGAUCAAUUGAGAGAAGAAGAAAGACAGAGGCUUGGUGAAGAAGGUGAAAACAUAACUAAUGAAAAUGAAGUCAUUCAAGAUGAAAAUAACAAUCAAAACUCCAAUCCGAGAUCGAGUGAUUCCAACGCAAAUUCCGGAAUUUCGAGUAAUGUUAACCCAGCAGAGGCAUCCUACCAUCAUAUUGACGUCUUGGUUCUAGACAAUGGCCGUGCUGACCCUGCUCCUGUUGCGUCACCGGGGCCGUCAACUGCAACGACUACAAAGGAUUCUGGAGUACAAAGUCAUGUAACAGAUCUAAAUUAUCCAACGGGAGUUGAAAGUUCCCAAGAGCCUUCUGACAAUGAAAGAGAAGUGGAAUUAGAACCACAACCGCAAGAUCAGUCUUCCAUGCUAGUACAAAGACUAAAUAUGUCUCAUGAAAAAGUUCACGAUUAUAGAAGUAUGAACUUUCCAUAUAUGAUUUCAAAUAUGCACAGUUUUUCAUAUUUUGACCAUCCUGCGAAUAUUACGGAACCGAUGGAUGAUUAUCACACGUACUUAGCAAAGCAUAAUCGUAACCUUCGAAAUUUUGUCGCUGGUAACCAGACGAACCUCGCAUCGCAACCAUCCGUUAAUGCGUACCAACCGAGACCACCCCAAACUCAAAACAGAAGCUCCCCCAAAGCUAAUCAUAGAAACACUGUAAGGCAGAUAACGUAUAAUAAUGUAUCAUCAAAUAGCAGUUACGCCUUCACUGAACUUCACAUCCCACGACCGCCAUCUGUAACUAGAUUACCAAGGGUUAAUCAAAGGCCCUAUAGCUACACUGGCCUCAAUGGAGAAAUGUUGACCUAUCCGUAUCCCUCAGAACCCUUGCCAUAUCUUACUCAUUCUAGACACAUCACACGGUACAAUCCAAACUUUGUACCAUCCCGACAAAGUAUGACGCAAAGGACUAGUCCUGCUGUGAAUUUUCUUAUCACCACAAUGAUACAUAUCUUCUCCACAUUUCUAGCUGUAUAUAAAUAUACACAGAUGGAUAUAUUGAUGGAAAAGAAUUCUACUACUAUUGCUGAUUAA
Hydractinia symbiolongicarpus is the source of this 3594-nucleotide messenger RNA. RefSeq lists its product as uncharacterized. The transcript is spliced from 4 exons. The coding region runs from base 1 to 3594 and encodes 1197 amino acids. The record is from RefSeq and is a predicted model, not a curated record. Lineage: Eukaryota; Metazoa; Cnidaria; Hydrozoa; Anthoathecata; Hydractiniidae.